Messenger RNA from Haplochromis burtoni (Burton's mouthbrooder), 2659 nucleotides. RefSeq lists its product as uncharacterized. The transcript is spliced from 11 exons. Bases 848 to 2458 code for a protein of 536 amino acids. The record is from RefSeq and is a predicted model, not a curated record. Gene Ontology annotation, cellular component: plasma membrane. Lineage: Eukaryota; Metazoa; Chordata; Actinopteri; Cichliformes; Cichlidae. Gene Ontology annotation, biological process: cell surface receptor signaling pathway.
UGUUUGAUUUUCUGUCAGACAAAAUUAAUUAUUUCCUCUUAAUUUAUUAAGUGCAGUAAAUCUCUCUAGUAUUCACCAAAACUCCAUUUUCAGAGAAUUUUCACUUGUUUUGGAGCACCUCAAUAUAAAAUCUUUUCACAGUACGCUGUCCCCUAAAAAUGAGACUUGACUUUUAACUUCUUCUACAUUCUAGAUGAGACGGCUACACUUUAACUGGUGCUGACGUGAGACUUCAUCAUCGUGGUGAGAUGCUGUUGCCACUUUGUCUCCUCCCUUUCCUGCACCAGACUCAGAGUUAUUGUCAGUCAGCAGCUGUGGUUUUCAACAUGAACAGUUUUUUAAUAUCAGUUAUUAUUGCACUGUUGGGGAUCAACGGGGCAUCACCAAAUCAAAAUGAAAAUGUUCAUCAGACUCCGACUGAUCUCCUGAAGAACAUAACUGAUGGAGACAAGCUGACCUGUAAACACAAAGUCAAGAGCUACGACACUAUUGUGUGGUAUCAUCGCCCAGCAAGAGACACCUCUCUGAAGCUAGUUGGUUUUACAAGUUAUAAGGAAAUUCAGACUGUGGAGAAACCCUAUGAGGGCUUAUUCAGCGUGAGUGGAAAUGGAGAGGUUGAAGCAUUCCUGCACUUGGGCAAACUCAGGCACCCUGAAAACAGCGGGCAUUAUUUCUGUGCAGUUUCUAGUCCCACCACAGCAGAAAAGCCUGAAAUUCCUCUACAAAAACCUUCAUCUGACCCUGAACACCUGCAGCAAACCACAUGCCCACAAACCUUUGCAGACAGUGGGAGGAGCUGCGCUGGAGAAGUUGACAGAAAGAUACAGCGAAUUCUAGUCCUUUUCAAAUGCUUGAGUUCAGCUGGGAUUCGAGCUGGUUUAUCACAUUCAACAUGAACUGGUCUCAUCUCUUCAUACACAUCAUCAUCUGCAUUACAGGAGUGUCCCUCGAUAAAGAAAUAAAGGUUCUUCAAACUCCAGAGCAGCUCCUGAAGCCGCCAAAUGAGGAAGUCAGGCUGACCUGCAAACAUAAAAACCAAAACUUUAACACUAUUUUGUGGUAUCAGCGCUCCAAAGGAGACACUGCUCUGAAGCUGAUUGGCUUCAUGUAUUAUCAGUCUCCAACUAUUGAACCAUCAUUUGUAGGUCAGUUCAACAUUAGUGGAAAUGGAGAGAGUGCAGUGGAUCUUCACAUCCUGAGACCGAGACACCCUGAACACAGCGCAGAGUACUUUAGUGCCGCAAGUAAUAAUUGUAUCCAAACAUCCACAGCUCUGGUCAGCAGCAUCAUAUUUCAUCAAAGUCUUCCUCAGAUUGUGAACGUGAGCUCUAAGGUCCGCAUCGCAUGCAGCCACGGUGACGGGACCCGCCUUGUGAUGCUCUGGUACCAGCAAAGAACAGGCAGUCCGUCUAUGACCCUCAUUGGGUUUGGAUAUGGCACAGGAGACCCGACCUACGAGGAUCAAGCCAACUGUGUGAAAUUCCAGCAACCUCAGUCCAGGAUAGUCAACGUAGGCGAAAGAGUAGAAAUCCAAUGCAGCCACGAUGAUGACAGUUUAUACGUGAUGCUCUGGUACCAGCAAAGGGAUUAUGGAGCGAUGAGCUUAAUUGGAUAUAGCUAUGACACAAACAAACCCGACUAUGAGCCGGCGUUUCAGAAUCACACCGAGAUUUUGAGAGAGACAAGAACCUCCCUGGACCCCAGCCUGCCUUUCCUGGAACCCUUUUGGAUGAGUGAGAGUGUGACUGAGGCACAGCGUGGAUCUUUUGGGCCGAGUGUGUUUCUUUCACGAGUGGAAGUAAAUUUGGAGAAAUUUGAAUUUUUCAUAAAGAGAAAAAAAAAAGAUCAUUUCCAGCUGUUGAUAGCACAAACAAUUUUUACUACGCUGCAUAUCAGUGUGGCAAACUACAACCCUGCUUACUUUGGUACUGGCACCAAACUGACAGUUUUGGCACCAAAUAGAACAGCUGAGCCACCAAAGGUGAAAGUGUUUAAACCUUCAACAAAGGAGUGUCAAAAUGAAAAAGACAAGAAAAACAAGAAGACCUUGCUGUGUGUGGCCUCUGGUUUCUAUCCGGACCAUGUGAAUGUGUCCUGGCAGAUUGAUGGGGUGGACGUCAAAGAUGGCAUCGCCACCGAUCACUCUGCCCACUGGAAUGGUACCCACUACCGCAUCACAAGCAGGCUGAGAGUCUUAUUUUCACAGUGGUUCAAACCAGGCAAGAAUUUCACCUGCACCGUCGACUUCUUUGAUGGGGAGCAGACGGUUCCUUCUGUAGGCUGGGUCGCAGGCAUUCGAAAUCCAGGAGCUGCAGCAAUAAGAAACAAGUAUCUGAAGACCACCCACAAUGCCAAGCUGUCAUAUCUGGUUUUGAUCAUCAAGAGCAGCAUCUACGGACUCUUUGUGAUUAUCCUGGUGUGGAAACUUCAGGGGUUUUCAAGAAAACCAGAGAAAUGAGAGCUGAGCUGAACGACUGAGCUGCUUUCUGUGAAAACAAAAACAUUCACAGUAUCCUAAAGCUUUGCUUUCCAUUUGACUUUCUUCCAUUUAGUAUACAAAUAAGUGCACAUCCUGUGCUGUUAUUAGUUAUUAUUCUGUUAGUUUGUGUAAGUGCUUUGUGCUCAGUUUGCUUCUUAAUAAAAGUACUCCUUAAACACA